Molecule: messenger RNA, 5232 nt
Organism: Bombus pascuorum
Lineage: Eukaryota; Metazoa; Arthropoda; Insecta; Hymenoptera; Apidae
Exons: 12
Coding region: 312-2819 (835 amino acids)
Cellular component (GO): membrane
Source: RefSeq, a predicted model, not a curated record
CGAACAAAAAGUGCGAAGAAUUGAAUUUGGAAGAUUUUGAGAAGAAGAAUUUGAGAAGCGAUUUUAAAAUAUUGGAAAGUAGGCCGUCCUCGUGGCUGGCCGAGAAUCUCUCAACGACGAAUUGUUUGAUGUCUCUACUUCCUGGUAUUGAAUGGUGGACGAAUUGGGAAUAAAAAGCAUGCAACGGUGACGCUGUGUUGUUAAAAAUAUGCGUGGUGCUUGAUGCCAUUCUUAAUAUUUGACUGGAAUCAUACGCUGUUAUUACUUACGAAACUCUUGCACACGACUGAUCGUUCCUCGAAAACGACAAAAUGAUGCUGAUCAAGAGUUUUUUCCGGAGGAUCAUCAAAGACUUCCGGCACAAGGAGUUGCUACCUCUUAAGAUGAUAUUCUUCGUUCAAGCAUCGACGCUUUAUGUACUUUAUCCAUAUUUGACGAUACACAUGAGGGAGCUUGGCAUAAACGUGGAAGAAACUGCCAUAAUGAGCGCCAUAACGCCAGUGAUCGCAAUGGUGAUGCCACCCUUGGCUGGAAUGUUCGCCGAUCGCGUGGGAAAUUUCAAAAUCUUAUUAUCUCUGUUCUCAUCGUUCGGCGGAGUCGCGGCCCUUUUAUUGCUGCUCGUGCCGAUCGGUAGGAUAACAGUGGAAUUUCCAGACAGAGUCGUUAUGGACCUCGGCUGUACAGGGAAUAAUGGGUUGCUUUACACCAUGAGCGAAAAUCAUCCUUGCGAGACCAGCUUGCAGCCCAAGAUCUUCACCAGGAUAGAAAGUUGCGGUUACAUGUGUCGUCUAGACGUUCGUAAUGACACCGAAGUGCAGUCAAUUUUGUCGUCAAGGCUGUACACGAUUAAACGAUACAACAUGGAAACUGGCGCGAAUUCCUCGUUCAAGUUUUCGAUUGCUCAGGAUGAAUUGCCACAGGAAAUAGAAGAAGACCUAAGGGAACACCGGAAGCUAAAGAACAACGAGUACUUCAGGACGUCGAUUCGUCAACUGUAUGCAAACGAGUACUUCUUUCCAUCGAAUCGACUGUACGAGUUCUCAUGCACCGUGUCGGGAUUUAUCGAAGAUUUCGAAAUAUCGACCCUAGAACCUGCCAUGUCGAACAGAAUAUACGAGAACCGAACUCUCUGCACUUUCAAUCCGGUUAUAUCACGAGAGGACAAUGCCAGUCAAACGACGAAUUAUCAUUCGUACAAAUCGAAGUUGAAAACGUUGGAAGCCACGGACGAAGAUCACGGGAUGAAACGACGAAGAUACAUAUCGGAAGAAAUCGCGUGGACAGGAAACGAAUUUCAAAAGAUCACUUGUGGGAAUCCUGAUCUGGAUACAGACAGGAUAUCUGUGACUCUACCACUUUUUAAUUACUCCUUGAGCUCCGAGCCUUACAAGAUCCUAAACGCGGAAGACUGCAACAAAAGAUGUAUCGUCACUGCGCCUCGUAAGGAGAUGUGCUCGAACAAGAAGACAGUGAUCGAGUACAACAUAGGAGUAACUUUUUGGAUGUAUUUCGCCAUUAGAGUGUUUAUCGGUGUCAUCGGUGGAACUACGUUUGCUAUGUUCGAGGGGGCGGUGAUCGCUAUAUUGCGCGAACAAAAGGCCGAUUAUGGUCUUCAAAGAAUUUAUGGCAGUAUCGGUGGCAUGAUUUCGUCGCCACUAUCUGGUCUGCUUAUCGAUUACGCGAGCACUGGCAAAGAGUACACGGACUUCAGGCCAGCGUUUUAUUUGUACGCAGGCUUGAAGCUUAUCUCAGGAUUGUUAAUGCUCGCCAUCAAUUUGGAAUUCAAAUCACCGUCUACGAAUGUGGUUCGCGACGUUUUCACCGUGCUAAGGAACAUCGAGGCCGCAGCUCUCUUUAUCGCCUGUUUCAUUCUCGGCACUGCUUGGGGAUACAUCGAAUCGUUCCUCUUUUGGUUGAUACAAGAUUUAGGAGGAUCAAGAUCACUCAUGGGCAUCACCAUAACCGUAGGCGGUAUUGCCGGUAUACCAUUACUGGUACUAUCUGGUCCAAUCAUAUCAAAGAUCGGCCAUGCCAAUGUACUUUUUAUAGGCUUCGUUUUUUACGCCAUAAGACUUUGCGGAUACUCGUUGAUAUACAAUCCUUGGCAUACUCUUAUUUUCGAAGCGUUAGAGUCUGUCACCUUGUCACUUAGUUUCACCGCCGCUGUUACUUACGCAGCGAAAUUAUCCACUACGACCACUGACAGUUCGAUACAGGGAUUAUUAGGCGGAGUUUAUUACGGAGUCGGCAAAGGUUCAGGAAGCUUGAUCGGUGGAUAUCUAAUGAAAGCCUUCGGCACUCGACCAACCUAUCGAAUCUUCGCAAUGAUAACUCUCAUCACCGGUAUAAUGUACUACAUCUUCAACGUGGCUUACCUGAAAAAGCAGCCACAAGUCGAAGGUAACGACAUCGUGAAGAAAAAGCCGAAGAACCUCGGCAAUCAAAACGGUGUUGAAAAUGGCAUCAUCGAGAUCGCUUUGGAGGAAAAGAAAGGCGCGAAAUACGACGAUGAUAAGAACGAAUCGAGCAAUCUAGCCGGAAUCGACAAUCAGGCUUUUAGCAAGGAAGAAACGGAUAAUCGAAAGACGAACAGUCUGGAAGCUAUCAAUAACGCGAAGAAUCUUGACAAAAUCGAAAAAAUGCCAUCCGAAGCGAGUAAGAAGAAAUUCGGUGUGAAGAGGUUGAAAAGGAUGCAAACCGACGAACGUGAUCGAGCGAAGGAAUGCUCGAAGCAGAACGGCGCGACGAAUCAAAGCUUUGAGAACGAUCAGUUUAGGUGUAACGUCACCGUAGAGAGACAACCGGAAGACAAGAAGUGACGAAGUUGCCCCACAGAUCUCGAUACUCUUUCCUUUCUUCGUUCUUUAUCGCGAAAUCACCUUUGUACCAUCGGACAGGUAUAACAUAUAAACGAGGCGUUGUAAAAAAUUGAAAUGCGAACGUAAUCUGGCGCGUGUACGGAAAUUUCACACUGUUCAAGUUUCUACACGUUGCUCGUUAGCGAAGGUUGCCGAGUUAAAGAUGGAUUGAUGUUGUUGGGAAUUAUUCGAACCUAAUUAAUAUCUGCACAGAAUUCGAGAAAUUCCGGUGAUCGUUAUCGAUUUCGUCUGAAAGAAAAGAAAUGCAAUUUACAUGUUUCUAUAAUACGAAGUAUUGAGAGUAGUUACAAGUUAUAACAUGAUCCAGCGAUUGCAUUUUUGUAAUGAUUAAAAGGAUAAUUAUUUGUACUUUACUGCACCAUCGAAUAUCAUCUGGAGUAAACAGCCGUUUUUUGAACUAAAUAUAAACACUCGAAUGAUCCGAUUUAAAUCCCAAUUGGAGAAGAAAAGGAUAUUAGUUUGAAAAAUUUCGUAAGAAGAUUCAAACAUAUUAGAUAAAAAUAUGCUAUAAAUAAAUGUAUUGUUAAUGAUCGUAUAUGCGAAUUUAAAGUAAUGAUUGAAUUUGUUACUGUUCGAAGAAUUAUAAAAAGGUACACCAAUCCAAAGUGUUAAAAGUUGUUUAUCCAUAGUUGAAUCUCCCCCGAAAAAUUUCUUCGGGAUUACUUCGUAACAAAUAGCAUCGUGCAUGUACUUCACACAAUGUCAGAUAUCGAAUUAAUUUUAUUAUACAUUUUUAAGCAUUCGAGAACGCAUAUAGAGAUGUGAAAUGUAACAUUCUACUUGUACUAAGCCUAAGGUAAUGUAAAAUCUUUAUUUUAUACGUAUUUUUUCCUAGGAUAACAUCAAAUUAGUAUUGAUAUUACGUGUAAAAGCGAUUUGUAAUAAUUUUUGCAAUAGUGAUACAAAGUUGUUAUACUAUUAAUAGAUGAAUCUAUUUGACGUUAUCGUAGGAAAUUGUGGAAUUAUUACAAAAAUUUAUAUGAUUACUAUUGUUAGAGAUGUUAAACAGCAAACGCCGUACCAUUAAGAAGUGGAGCUUUAGAUUUCUAAUUUAAAAUUAUGAUGUAAUCCACACAACUAAAUUAUUGACAUUUCACGUAAAAAUUAAUUUUCUCUUGUUUUAAAUAUUCAAAAGAGUUCUCUUAAAGUUAAAAUCUUUGUUAACGGAACAUUUAAUUACAUACCAUAUAAUUAUAAGAUGUUACAGAAGAUAUUGCUUUGUAAGAUAUUAAUUUAUUAUAAAAGAGUGAACACUAGUAGACAAAUAUUGGCAAUAUUCUACUUUCAAGAAAUAUAUAUUUAUUGUUAUUGAUACUAGAAAGAAACAUGAAUCUCAUCGAAGAAUAUUGGCAAUUCUGAUAUAAUAUAUAUAUAUAUAUAUAUUCUUUUUCAAGAAAUAUUAAUUACAAAAAUAUAGUAUAAAUAUAGUUGUAAUAAUAAAUUACCCUAAGUAAAUGUCAUUAUUAGAAGCAUUAUGAAAAAGAAAUAAACGUUAGUGAUAUAAAAAUACUCAUGCUGACAAGUAUAAUACUAAUUACGACAGUAAUAUGGGAUAUUAAUAUUCCAAAUAUCGUAUAAAAAUAACAUUUAUUUAUAACAUUUAUUAUACUAAUCGGUUAAUUAAGACGUACUAAUGAAGUAUUGCAAACGCGUGUUUUCUAACAGAACACGGCACAUACUCAAAUAUCUCUAACAAUAUGAAUUGUAGAAAUCUUUUUUAUAAUCGUGUAUCAAGGUAAUCGUAAAUUGUAUAAAAUUUUGUGUAGAAAUUAUUCACAGAAAUCGAUUAGCCAUACAGGGUGAGUCACCUAAGAAUUUGAACUGAAAUAUUUUCGAUACUACUAAUUAUACCGAAAGAUGUUUCAGAUCAAAGGUAUAUGACUUCAAGGAGGAUAUAUUUCGAUGUUUCUAACUUUUCUGUAGAUGAACGCGUAAAGCUCGUGUGGAGAUCAACUUUGCUAUUUUAAAUGGAAUUAUAUAUUUUUUAAUAGAUUCUACAGCAUCGAAAUUAUUUCAGCUCAAACUCUUAGACGAUUCACGCUGUACAGUAACAAAUUGUUUCUUAAUAACAGACUUUAAAGACCAAGGGAAUGAAGUAUUAAUAUGUAGAAGCAAGUUGUCAAAAUAAACUCAAGCGUGUUAUAAAAUUAUUUUUAAACGAUAAGAAGAUAAUGACAGUUCUCCAAUGGGAAACCAUAAUGUGAUAUAAUUAUGCAGGAAAUAGCGCGUAAUUACGAGUCUCCAUAGUGUACGAUAACCGAGUUACAUCGUUUAUGAGCAGGAUAAUUAAGAAAGGAUUACUCUGCUCUAUCGUAGUUCGAAUAGAAAAAUAAACGAAAAUAUAAAUAACCAA